UCUUGCUUCAGAAUGUCCGUUUGUGCAUCUUCUCACAAGGAGUUUUCUCAGUUACUGCCAAUUCAGGAUACUGGACGUAGUAAAAUAGAAAUUAAAAGCUCACCUUCUGGCAUCAGCUCUCCUGUUUAUAGCUGCAGUCAGUCUCCUCUGACAAUGCAACAGAGUCCAAUUUAUAUUCCUUCAUCUUAUGUGGAAAACAGACACGAAUAUUCUGCAAUGGCUUUCUAUAGUCCUGCCAUGAUGAAUUACAACAUUCCUAGCAAUUUCAGUGAUUCAGAAAGUGCAUCUGUAAGGCAGACAUCAAGCCCAAAUGUUUUAUGGUCUGCUCCUGGCCAUAUUUCACCUUUGACAUUACAUUGCCAGUCAUCACUUUUAUAUGCAGAGCAACCAAAGAGCCCAUGGUGUGAGGCAAGACCAGCGGACCAUGCACUGCCUAUGAACAGAGAAACAUUAAAAAGAAAAUCUAAUGGCAGUGAUUGUACAAGUCCUGCUGUGAAUAGUCCUGGUUCAAAAAGAGAUGCACACUUCUGUGCAGUCUGCAGUGAUUAUGCUUCAGGAUAUCACUAUGGCGUUUGGUCUUGUGAAGGAUGUAAAGCAUUCUUUAAAAGAAGUAUCCAAGGACACAAUGAUUACAUCUGUCCAGCUACCAAUCAAUGUACAAUAGAUAAAAAUAGGCGUAAAAGCUGUCAGGCAUGUAGACUACGGAAAUGCUGUGAAGUAGGAAUGAUGAAAUGUGGUUCAAGAAGAGAACGUUGUGGGUAUCGUAUCAUACGCCGUCAUCGUAAUUCAGAAGAUCAAGUUCAUUGCACUGGCAAAGCUAAAAAGAAUAGUGAAAAUAUAACCCGAGUGAAAGAAAUCCUUCUUAGUGCACCCAGUCCUGAGCAGUUUGUUUUAACGUUACUUGAAGCUGAACCUCCUAAUGUGUUGCUGGUGAGUCGCCCCAACAAGCCAUUUACAGAAGUCUCCAUGAUGAUGUCAUUGACAAAACUUGCAGACAAAGAAUUGGUUCACAUGAUUGGUUGGGCCAAGAAAAUUCCUGGCUUCAUAGAGCUCAGUCUGUAUGACCAAGUGAGGCUCUUGGAGAGUUGUUGGAUGGAAGUUUUAAUGGUGGGUCUGAUGUGGAGGUCGAUUGAUUAUCCUGGCAAGCUAAUUUUUGCACCAGAUCUUGUAUUAGACAGGGAUGAGGGGAAAUGUGUAGAAGGAAUUCUGGAAAUCUUUGACAUGCUCCUGGCUACAACAUCAAGAUUUCGAGAGCUGAAAUUACAGCACAAGGAGUAUCUGUGUGUCAAGGCUAUGAUUCUUCUCAAUUCCAAUAUGUUUCCAUUAUUAGCUGCUGCAGAAGAAUCUGAAAGCAACAGGAAGCUACAUCACUUGCUUAAUGCAGUAACUGAUGCUUUGGUGUGGGUUAUUGCAAAAAGUGGAAUCCCAUCUCAGCAACAGACAACUCGUUUGGCUAACUUGUUGAUGUUACUUUCUCAUGUCAGGCAUGCAAGUAACAAAGGUAUGGAGCACCUUCUGAGCAUGAAAUGUAAAAAUGUGGUCCCAGUCUAUGACUUGCUGCUGGAAAUGCUGAAUGCACACACGCUUCGAGGUCAAAAAAAGUCUGCAGUCAUAGAUUCUGAAUUUGGCCCAUCAGAACAAACUGAUACUAGAGACGAUAUGCAGAAUAUGGCAGAACAGUAACUUUAUAAUUACCUGGAAGAUCAGGUUUGUAGGAAAGUGUGAAGCAAAACAACAUUAUUUAGAGCUGUCGAAAACUUGAUAUGUCUUAUGAAUCUUAGACAGCCUUUUUGGGGCCCUAUUCUAAUCUUUCAGAUUUGCACGUUUAUCUUGGAUAAAGCUGUAUAUCACCUCCUGUAUUGUGCAAAGUACAUCAUGUCCAUGUUUCUGACAUAAUACUUUGCACUUAAACUAAUGCUUUCUGUCUGAGACUUAUGAACACAAUACCCCUGUGAGAUUGG
This is a messenger RNA of Gopherus flavomarginatus (Mexican gopher tortoise), 1961 nucleotides long. It is a transcript of the gene ESR2, whose product is annotated as estrogen receptor 2. The record is from RefSeq and is a predicted model, not a curated record. Gene Ontology annotation, biological process: cellular response to estradiol stimulus; regulation of DNA-templated transcription; estrogen receptor signaling pathway. Lineage: Eukaryota; Metazoa; Chordata; Testudines; Testudinidae. Gene Ontology annotation, cellular component: nucleus. Gene Ontology annotation, molecular function: sequence-specific DNA binding; nuclear receptor activity; zinc ion binding. The coding region runs from base 13 to 1683 and encodes 556 amino acids. The transcript has 8 exons.